AUGUCUCACGAAGAGGAUCUCAUCGACUACUCCGACGAGGAGCUCCAGACCACUGACGCUGCGGCCACCACCGCUGCUCCCGCCUCCAAUGGAGAGGCCAAGAAGGGCGACUUGACGGUUUCUGGCGGCCGUCCGGACAAGAAGGGAAGCUAUGUCGGUAUCCACUCGACUGGUUUCCGCGACUUUUUGCUCAAAGAGGAACUCCUACGUGCCAUCACCGAUUGCGGUUUCGAACAUCCAUCGGAGGUCCAGCAAGUUUGCAUUCCCACCGCCAUCCUAAACGUCGAUGUUCUUUGCCAGGCAAAGUCCGGUCUCGGAAAGACCGCGGUCUUCGUUUUGACCACGCUGCACCAGCUAGAGCCGGUCCCCGGAGAGGCCUCUAUCCUGGUCAUGUGCCACACGCGUGAAUUGGCAUACCAGAUCAAGAACGAGUAUGCUCGUUUCAGCAAGUACCUGCCCGACGUGAAGACUGCUGUCUUCUACGGUGGUACCCCUAUCCAGAAGGACGUGGAGUUGCUGUCCAACAAGGAGUCCUACCCCAACAUCGUUGUUGGUACUCCCGGUCGUCUGAAUGCCUUGGUCCGCGAGAAGAAGCUCUCGCUGCGCAAUGUCAAGGCUUUCGUCCUGGACGAAUGUGACAAGAUGCUGGAUCAGAUUGAUAUGCGUCGUGAUGUCCAGGAGAUCUUCCGCGCCACCCCCGCCGAUAAGCAGGUCAUGAUGUUCAGUGCCACGCUUUCCCAGGAGAUUCGCCCCGUUUGCAAGAAGUUUAUGAGAAACCCGCUCGAGGUUUACGUUGAUGACGACACCAAGCUCACUCUGCACGGUCUGCAGCAGUACUACAUCAAGCUCAGCGAAGCGGAGAAGAACCGCAAGCUGAACGAGCUUCUGGAUAGCCUCGAGUUCAACCAGGUUAUCAUCUUUGUCAAGAGUACUCUCCGUGCCAAUGAGCUCGACAAGCUGCUGCGCGAGUGCAAUUUCCCUAGUAUCGCGGUCCACUCUGGCGUGAGCCAGGAGGAGCGUAUCAAACGCUACAAGGAGUUCAAGGAGUUCAACAAGCGUAUCUGUGUCGCAACUGACGUGUUCGGACGUGGUAUCGAUAUUGAGCGUAUCAACCUUGCUAUCAACUACGAUCUGCCUGCGGAUGCCGACUCCUACCUGCACCGUGUCGGUCGUGCGGGUCGUUUCGGUACUAAGGGUCUGUCGAUCUCAUUCGUCAGCACCGAUGAAGACGAGAAGGUUCUCAAGGAAAUUGAGAAGCGGUUCGAGGUUGCCCUUCCUGAAUACCCCGAGGGCGGCGUCGACUCUAGCACUUACAUGGCCUAGACGGAUAGCUGGGUUGUGCUCGGUGGAACAAGUAUGUAACUGGGAAUAUGAGUUGAAUUUUAUCACUGGCUUUCGUCUUCGUUUUCCGCGUUUCCUUUGGCGUGAUGGUUCGGUUGCUAUUUGACUCGUCGCUUUUGGGGGCACUGGUUGGCAAGCGCUGGGAAGGGAUCGGGACAUCUGGGAAAAAGCGUACUGAAUGAUAAGGUUAAUACUAGAUGCCUGGGAUGUCUCUUGGGCCAGUGCCUCUUAGCAUGACAGCUGUAUUAUCAAGUGUUGAGUAUUUGAAUUAGGAUAGCUUGUUACGACAUCACCUAUCUACCGCUACACCGAAAGUCUUGG
Molecule: messenger RNA, 1662 nt
Organism: Aspergillus sclerotioniger CBS 115572
Lineage: Eukaryota; Fungi; Ascomycota; Eurotiomycetes; Eurotiales; Aspergillaceae
Product: ATP-dependent RNA helicase SUB2
Exons: 5
Coding region: 1-1323 (440 amino acids)
Biological process (GO): mRNA export from nucleus; mRNA splicing, via spliceosome
Molecular function (GO): ATP binding; RNA binding; RNA helicase activity
Source: RefSeq, a predicted model, not a curated record